CCGGACCUCGGGGCCCUAGCAAGGAUCGCGCUGCCCACGGCGCAGGUGUCCUGAAAAAUGGCUGAUGAUAUUGAUAUUGAAGCAAUGCUUGAAGCUCCUUAUAAGAAGACUUGCCUAACGAUAUCUCACCUCUACUCCCAUGAAUUCACCUUUGAUUCCAGUGUGAACUGUCAAUCAUAAGGUAGUAAUUGAGUGACGUAUCGCUGUACCGUGGUCCCCUAGGUUAAAAAAAAACCACCAAACACAAUCAAAACAAAACAAAAGAAAUCCACCCAAAAACCAUCUAAACAAAACCAAAACAAAACCAUAACAAACCCCAGAAACCAAAAUCCUAAAACCUUUCCUCUAAAAUUGUGAAGUCUAGUUUGGUAUAGCAACAAGGUGAAUGCAGUGGUUUGGGAAGACAGCAGGGUUCCAAGAAUAACCUUUUCAUCAGUCCCAUGGCAAGUAAAUAUAUGAACAAUCUGCUCAGUGCGAGAAGAGUGGGACUUGCUUUUAAUGCAGAAGGCUGCAUGCGGUUAAUCUUUCAACAGGGCAGAUGAAAAUCAAUUGCUGAGUGAACGAAUUUACAGAAAUUCUUGGAUCCCUGAAUAGAAUGUUCUUAGCAAGUAAAAGACAGUAUCACAGUCUGCGGUGUCAUUCUAAAAUAAGCUCUUGUAUUCUUCUGUCCUAGUUAUUUAAUUAGGAAAUACCAUUUUUUCUGUGAAAUUUUUAUCAAUUAGCUUAGUGAUGUCUUUCACUUAAACCAGCAGCAAAUGAAUACUGUCUUUUUUUGUUUUCCACCAGGUGGUGGUGAAGUGUUAACAGACUGCAUGCUUUAGCACUGAUUUUGAAAGAAAUGUAAAUAAGUUUAAGUUGCGUAGGAAUUGUACUUUUGAUGUAACCAAUGUGAUUAAACUGUAAAGCCAGUAUAUAAGUUAUAUAGCAGCUAUUGUUAGUCUGUUCUGCAGUGUUUAUUACAACCAUGUCAUGAAUUUUGGAUGAGCAUUUGUAAGUUUUAAGUGGUAUAUUUAGUUUAUGUAAUAUUUAGCAAGCAGUUAUGUUUACAUCUUGAAGAGAAAUUUGUGAACUGUUGUGUUAAAAUUCUUGUGUCCUGGCUUAACAUGGAUAUUUUCCAUGUAAACAGGUAUGGAAAUAGGGAAUGUUUAGGCUGGACUGGUGGAUUAUUGAUGGCUUUCUUGGGAGUCGACGUUACUAAAGCAGUGUGAAUCCCUGUUUGCUUCAGGGCGAGAUGUGUGACAGAGGUGACAUCAAGCUCUUACAACCCUCCAACGAAAAUGAGUGAAGAUCUCGGGAAUGGCAUCGGUCACAGGAAAUCCAUAGUGGCUGGCUGCUAGUGUAGCCAUGGGGCUUAGGCAGAGAUAUAGCCUUGGUACUAAUCAGAGGGGCUUGCAAAAACCUCAGACUUACUAUUAAAUUUUAUAGAAAUAACAUUUAGCCACUUGAGUGCUGAAUUCUACAGGAUAACUUGCUCUCUAAACCAUGUAAGGAAGUAUCUACAAUUUAAUACACACUUUUAAAUGAUGUAAGUCUUGUAUUUUGUAAUUGUAUGACUUAAAUUUAAGCAGCAAAGUGGUUAAACAUGCCUAUCUAAAUUUUCUAAAGCUUUCCACAUUAAACUGUAAGCAAGUAAUUUAGUAUUAAAAUUUUUGUUUUUUAUUUUCUUAUUCCUAUUCCCAUUACCCUUUGACCACUUGAAAUAUUUCCACUUCGUCCUCACGAUGUUCUUCUAUCAACCCUGCUUAGGAUGAGAACAAAUUGAGCAGUGCCAAUGGCCAUGAAGAACGCAGCAAGAAGAGAAAAAAAAGCAAGAGCCGAAGUCGAAGUCAUGACAGAAAGAGGAGUAGAAGUAAGGAACGCAAACGGAGCCGAGAUCGGGAACGGAAAAAGAGCAGAAGCCGGGAAAGGAAACGGAGCAGAAGCAAAGAACGCAGACGCAGCCGGUCUAGGAGUAGAGAUCGCAGAUUCAGAGGCCGCUAUAGAAGUCCCUAUGUUGUACAGGGCCAUAUUUCCCUUGCUUUAACCUGGCCAGCACGGUUUUGGAUCUUGGCCCACUACUUCCACCUGUGUCAUGAGAUGUUUAAAAAAUGGGCAUCCUCCUCUUUGUGGUGGAUGCUGAGUUUAACUAUAAGCAUUACUGCUCCAAUGAGGAGCAAGAAGACGUUUUUCAGACAAAUUGUGUGGCCAAAUGGAUUUAGUGAAAGACUACUUAAUGUCUUCAGCCUGCCGUGUCUUUCAGGGUGUUUCACAUCAAUUUGUAGCCACAGCAGAAAGAAUCAAUUGUGUACAGAUGGAAAGCCAAAGCCCAGUGCACGGCAUUCAGUCUGUGCAGCAGUGCCUCUGCGCUUGGUGGAGAUACAGGAAGAAUGUUAACAGUUCUGGUCCAAAAUUCAACAGUGCCAUCAGAGGGAAGAUUGGUCUGCCUCACAGCAUCAAAUUAAGCAGACGUCGCUCCAGAAGCAAAAGUCCUUUCAGAAAAGACAAAAGCCCUGUUAGAGAACCUAUUGAUAAUCUUACCCCUGAAGAGAGGGAUGCUCGAACAGUGUUCUGUAUGCAGUUGGCUGCAAGAAUUCGACCAAGAGACCUGGAAGAAUUUUUCUCUACAGUAGGGAAGGUUCGUGAUGUGCGAAUGAUUUCAGAUAGAAAUUCCAGACGUUCAAAGGGAAUUGCAUAUGUUGAAUUUGUUGAUGUUAGUUCAGUGCCCCUGGCAAUAGGACUGACUGGACAGAGAGUCCUGGGUGUACCUAUCAUAGUACAGGCAUCACAGGCAGAGAAAAACAGAGCAGCAGCAAUGGCAAAUAAUCUACAGAAGGGCAGUGCUGGUCCUAUGAGGCUCUAUGUGGGAUCAUUACACUUCAACAUAACUGAAGAUAUGCUUCGAGGAAUCUUCGAGCCAUUUGGCAGGAUUGAAAGUAUUCAGCUCAUGAUGGACAGUGAAACUGGACGCUCAAAAGGAUAUGGAUUCAUUACGUUCUCAGACUCCGAGUGUGCCAAAAAGGCCCUGGAACAACUCAAUGGAUUUGAGCUGGCUGGGAGGCCAAUGAAGGUCGGACAUGUAACUGAGCGUACUGAUGCUUCCAGUGCUAGCUCAUUUUUGGACAGUGAUGAGUUGGAACGGACUGGAAUUGACUUGGGAACAACUGGUCGCCUUCAGCUGAUGGCAAGACUUGCAGAAGGUACUGGUUUGCAGAUUCCUCCAGCUGCACAGCAGGCUCUGCAGAUGAGCGGAUCUUUGGCUUUUGGAGCUGUGACAGAUUUGCAAACAAGACUGUCUCAGCAGAAUGAAGUUCUGGCUGCAGCUGCUUCUGUACAACCACUUGCAACACAGUGCUUCCAGCUUUCCAACAUGUUUAAUCCUCAAACUGAAGAAGAAGCUGGCUGGGACACAGAAAUUAAAGAUGAUGUGAUUGAGGAAUGUAACAAACAUGGAGGAGUUAUCCACAUCUAUGUUGACAAAAAUUCAGCUCAGGGCAAUGUGUAUGUUAAAUGUCCUUCCAUCGCUGCUGCCAUCGCAGCUGUCAAUGCUUUGCACGGGAGGUGGUUUGCAGGUAAAAUGAUUACAGCAGCGUAUGUACCUCUUCCAACAUACCACAGCCUUUUCCCAGACUCUAUGACUGCAACCCAACUACUGGUUCCUGUUCGACGAUGAAGAUUAAUUUAGUCAGUUUUGUACAUAGGUAUUUUUUGGAGGAAGAUUGAGUUAUCUUUUAUUUAGAUAAAACUAAAGGAAAGGAUUUAAUGUCAUUUUGUGUACACUUCCUGCUAUCUUUAAAAAUAAAAUGAAGUAAGCAGAAAUGCAGUGUGUUCAUUCUCCCUAACUAGCAUUUCCACUGUAUACAAAGCUGUUGACUUCUUGUUCUGCCUUGUAAUUCUUGUACAUUGACAAAGGUGAUCCGUAGGAACUGAGAAGUAGCUCAUAGAUAACAAGUACUCUGUAAAAGGCAGAUGGGACAUAAUGACAUUUUUAAUGUUUCAUGAGCCUUUCUUCUAAUGCAGCAAAGACAUUUUACAUUUCACUAAAUGUGGGUGAUCUGCUCAAGGGUAGUGUCAGAGAGAGACUGGAUUGAAGGGACAUAUUUAGUGUUUUUGUAUAAAUGGAAAGUCCAAAAAGCUACUGAAUGCUGACUGCAGACAGCUACUCAGCUUGCUUUGUGCUGAAUAAUUGGUAAGAAUAGGAGGAUUGAAGGGUUUUAUUUCUUGAUGGUAACUUUUGAUUAUUGUAUCUGUAAAAGUUUCUUUGUAAAUACUGUGAGGUGUGUCUAAGUUUCCAAACAAAACAUCUCUGCAUUUCCGGAUGAGUUUCCAUGUGCGGAGUGGGGCAGAGCUGAAGAAUUUCAGCCAAGUGUGAAAAUGGGUAGGAAAUACAGAAAUGUGUUUUGUUCUGGUUGCAUAUAAUCUUUGCUCUUUUUAAGCUCUGUGAGCUCUGAAAUAUAUUUUUGGGUUACUUCAGUGUGUUUGACAAAACAGCUUGAUAUUUCUAUCAAAGACUUUCAUAUUGCAACAAUCUUUGUAAGAACCACUCAAAUAAAAUUCUCUUAAAAAGGCCUUAA
Parus major (Great Tit) is the source of this 4550-nucleotide messenger RNA. It is a transcript of the gene RBM39, whose product is annotated as RNA binding motif protein 39. The transcript is spliced from 18 exons. Gene Ontology annotation, cellular component: nucleus. Lineage: Eukaryota; Metazoa; Chordata; Aves; Passeriformes; Paridae. The coding region runs from base 2189 to 3649 and encodes 486 amino acids. Gene Ontology annotation, molecular function: RNA binding. The record is from RefSeq and is a predicted model, not a curated record. Gene Ontology annotation, biological process: mRNA processing.